AUGGCGCUGGUUCCAAUCGCCGCGGCGGUGCUGGUCGCCUACGGCAUCAUCACUUAUGUCGUGAACCUGCGAUUUUACGUCAAGGAGGCGAAGCGAAGCGGGUUGCCCUACGUUGUCACGCCGUGCAAUCCGUUUUGGCUGCCGUGGCAGGUCUCACAUAAGCUCUGGGUGCCCAUCAUCAAGUUGUUCCCAAAGUCAUGGUGGGACGGAUGGCUCGAGAUCAUGAUUCCCAACUUUGCGUAUCGGACUCGGCAUGAGUGGUUUGCCAAGCUGGGCGAGUCUUUUCUCGUUGCCUCUCCCGGGGGACUGUUGAUGAUGACGGACAAUGCGGAGACGAUCCGGACCGUCACGCUCAAGAGGGAGCAGUUCCCCAAGUGGACGGCUGCUUACACCAUCCUGAAGCAGUUUGGCGAGAAUGUGCUGACCACGGAGGGGAGCGUGUGGCGGAUGCACCGAAAGGUCACGUCUGCGUCGUUCAACGAGAGGAACGCCGCCUUGGUGUUCCGCGAAGCCAUCAAGCAGACGCAAGGCAUGUUGCGGAUGUGGACGGGGCCGUCGGGGGCUACCAGAAAGGAGCCGCUGAGGUCGCUGCAGCACGACACGAUGAAGCUGGCCCUGAACAUCAUCAGCUACGUUGGCUUCGGCAUGCGUCUGCUGUGGCCGGGCGAGACGCAUCCUGCGGGGACGGAUCCCAAGAUUGUCAAGUACGGCUCGCACGAGCCUACGGACGGGCACCAGCUGAGCUUUACGGACACGAUGGAGAUUCUGCUCCAUUAUCUGCUGCUUCUGCUCAUUGUUCCGCGAUGGAUUCUGAAAAUGCUCCCCUUUGAGAACAUCAAGAAAGCAGUGCUGUCUUACGAUGAGUACAUCAGCUACAUGAACGAGCUCCUGGACGAAAAGAUUGAAGAAGCCCGCAAGGGAGAGCACGUCGAGGGCAUGGACCUCAUGGGCCAGCUGGCCAAGUCGUCUUUCGGCACCGAGACCAAGGAGGCGACGCUGACGCGCGAAGAGAUCAUCGGCAACGCCUUCAUCAUGUUCGUGGCCGGCCACGAGACGACGGCCAACUCCAUCCACUUCACCAUGAUCCACCUGGCCACGCACCCCGAGGCGCAGCGCGCGAUGCAAAAGGACAUUGACGACAUCCUGGGCGACAAGGACCCCCAGGACUGGGAUUACGACAGCCUGGUGAACCAGAUGACGGCCAGCAUGAUCGGGGCGGCCAUGUACGAGACGCUGAGGCUGGUGCCGCCCGUGUCCGAGAUCCCCAAGAAGAUCUCGCCCGACGCGGACCAGAGCCUCGUCAUGGACGGCGCGCGGUACGUGCUGCCCAGGAACACGGGCAUCUCGCUGGCGACGGUGUCGACGCACGUCAACCCGCGGUACUGGCCGACGCGGCCCAGCAAGAUCACGCCGGGCGCGUCCAACAUCCUCGACUUUUGCCCGGAGCGCUGGUUCCAGAAGACGGCCAAGGACAAGGAGCGCGACGGCGGCGGCGGCGGCAACGAGUCGGUGGCGGGCGCCGACUCGGAGGACUUUGGCGGCUUCCAGGGCUCCGACAUCAACGCGCAGCUCUUCAAGCCGGAGCGCGGGUCGUACAUCCCCUUUAGCGACGGCGCGCGGUCGUGCCUGGGGCGGCGCAUCGCGGUGGUGGAGAUCAUCGCGGCGCUGGCCGUCAUCUUCCGGAGCUACAGCGUCGAGCUGGCGGUGGACGAGUGGGCGAGCCCGGGCGAGGUCGAGGCCAUGGGCCGCGAGGAGAGGGCGGCGGUGUACCGGCGGGCGCAGGACAAGAGCCGGUGGACGGUGGGACAGGCGUCGACGAGGCUGACGCUGAACCUGCAGGAUGGGAUGCACGUGCCGGUGCGGAUUGUGAAGAGGGGAGAGGAGAAGUUUGUGGACUGGAUGGACUAG
Messenger RNA from Trichoderma citrinoviride, 1908 nucleotides. RefSeq names its product cytochrome P450. The coding region runs from base 1 to 1908 and encodes 635 amino acids. Gene Ontology annotation, molecular function: heme binding; monooxygenase activity; oxidoreductase activity, acting on paired donors, with incorporation or reduction of molecular oxygen. The transcript has 4 exons. Lineage: Eukaryota; Fungi; Ascomycota; Sordariomycetes; Hypocreales; Hypocreaceae. The record is from RefSeq and is a predicted model, not a curated record.